CUGUACUUUCGUGCUGCAGUUUACUGACUUGCAGUUUCAUCUUGAAUCUUGUAGUACCGCUUUUCGUGUCAUAUGGGGUCCUAAUUUUGUAAACAGACAAAGACGUAACUUAAAAUUGAGGACGUGUGGUGCAUGUAAGACUGUACUUUUGUAAUCAAAACAGCUUCCACAGAAUGCUGCUAAACCAGCAAAAACGGGUACUGAAAUCAGCACAUCUUAACCUCUUGAGCCUCACAAGCCGUUUCUGUCAGAGUUACAGUCAUGUCCAAGUGAGACUGUACAGCAGCCCUGUUCCUCAGAAGAUACCAAGGAGGGUUGUGAUUACUGGGAUAGGCCUGGUAUCUCCCCUUGGAGUUGGCAACGCUUUGCCGUGGAACCACUUGAUAAACGGGGAAAGUGGAAUUGUAAAUCUAAAGACUGAUGAUUAUAAAAAUGUGCCUUGCAAAGUGGCAGCUUGUGUGCCAAGAGGAGAUGGAGUAGGUGAGUUCAAGGAGGAGAUGUUUGUGUCCAAAGCGGAUAUAAAGGCCAUGUCCCCGGCAACAAUCAUGGCCCUAGCGGCGGCAGAGCUGGCAUUGAAAGACUCAGGAUGGUACCCCCAGAGUGAGCUCGACCAGUUAACCAGUGGAGUGGCAGUGGGCAUGGGAAUGGUCCCGCUGGAGGAUAUUGCAGAAACAGCUAUAAUGUUCAAGACCAAAGGCUACAACAAAGUCAGUCCUUUUUUUGUGCCCCGGAUACUAGUCAACAUGGCUGCAGGCCAGAUCAGCAUCAAAUACAAGCUCAAAGGCCCCAAUCAUGCCGUGUCGACUGCCUGCACCACAGGGGCACAUGCUGUUGGGGAUGCAUCCAGGUUUAUUGCCCAUGGCGAUGCAGCAGUGAUGAUUGCGGGAGGGACAGAAGCCUGCAUUGGUCCGCUGUCCAUUGCUGGCUUUGCCAGAGCCCGUGCACUGAGCACCAGCUGUAACUCAACACCUAAACUUGCAUCUCGCCCCUUCCACCCGGAGAGAGAUGGGUUUGUGAUGGGAGAAGGGGCUGCACUGUUAAUACUCGAGGAAUACCAGCAUGCUGUAGACAGGGGAGCCAGGAUCUAUGCAGAAGUGCUGGGUUAUGGACUUUCUGGUGAUGCCAGUCACAUGACAGCACCAAGCUCUGAUGGAGAUGGGGCAUUUAGGUGCAUGUCUGCUGCUAUUAAAGAUGCUGGCAUACAUCCUGAAGAGGUAACCUACAUAAAUGCACAUGCAACAUCCACUCCACUAGGGGAUGCUGCUGAGAACCAAGCUAUCAAGAGACUUUUCCAAAGGAAUUCCCACUCAUUGGCAGUUUCCUCCACCAAGGGAGCAACAGGGCACCUUCUGGGAGCCGCGGGGGCUUUAGAGGCUGCCUUCACUGCCCUGGCGUGCUACCAUGGUACACUACCCCCUACUCUCAAUCUUGACAGGACAGACCCUGGGUUUGACCUGAAUUACGUUCCGUGCACGGCCCAGGAGUGGAAGUCUGCCAGCAGACGGAUAGCACUUACCAACUCAUUUGGAUUUGGGGGCACUAAUGCAACACUCUGUUUUUCCAGUAUGGUCUUGUAGAAUUUGAGAGUGCUUAAGAAACCUUAUAUUAUACUUUAGUUUUACAGGUGUUUAGCUAAAUUUCAUUGCUCCAAAUGACACAUCUAACAAAAUAACAACCCCAAAAGAUAGUCUAGAUUGCAUUUAACAAUUCAGUAAAUUCUGGUAAGAUAAUGUAAUUGGAAUAUAUCCACAUACAUUGUUGAGGUUGGGUUAUAAAUACUAUUAAAUACUAUUUUCACAUGCA
Molecule: messenger RNA, 1803 nt
Organism: Acipenser ruthenus (sterlet)
Lineage: Eukaryota; Metazoa; Chordata; Actinopteri; Acipenseriformes; Acipenseridae
Gene: oxsm
Product: 3-oxoacyl-ACP synthase, mitochondrial
Exons: 3
Coding region: 174-1577 (467 amino acids)
Biological process (GO): fatty acid biosynthetic process
Molecular function (GO): 3-oxoacyl-[acyl-carrier-protein] synthase activity
Source: RefSeq, a predicted model, not a curated record